Messenger RNA from Hippocampus comes (tiger tail seahorse), 5518 nucleotides. RefSeq names its product receptor-type tyrosine-protein phosphatase N2-like. The transcript has 23 exons. The record is from RefSeq and is a predicted model, not a curated record. Bases 256 to 3201 code for a protein of 981 amino acids. Gene Ontology annotation, molecular function: protein tyrosine phosphatase activity. Gene Ontology annotation, biological process: protein dephosphorylation; regulation of secretion; insulin secretion involved in cellular response to glucose stimulus. Gene Ontology annotation, cellular component: secretory granule; synapse. Lineage: Eukaryota; Metazoa; Chordata; Actinopteri; Syngnathiformes; Syngnathidae.
CUGAGAGCAGCAGCGGCGGCGGCAGCAGCAGCAUCCGGAGGAGGAAGAGCAAUCAACGCCCUAGCUUACAGCCUCACCGCCCGCCUGCCUCCUACCCUCCCUCCCUCGCUCCAUCCAUUCGUCCAGCCACUCAACCGACUCGUCUCCUGCUCGCCAGGCCGCGCAGGUGCCUUCCCGAGCGCACCCCAGGACCGAGCAGAGCCCGUGAGGACGGAUGGCCUUUUAACGUGCGGUUGGAGCCAAAGCAGGAGAGACAUGCCGCCGUCUUCCUUCUCCUCCUUUUGCCUCCUCGUCGUCCUCCUCCUGCGCACGUCUUCCUCCCCCGCCUUGGCUGACAGGCUAGUCGGUUGUCUAUUUGAGCAAGAACUGUGUACGCCAUUCGAGCUAUGCGUCAAUGACGGGAUGUUCGGGAGGUGUUACUCCAUCCCGGUGAGCGACGUUUACUCCUACGAUGUCACCCUGCCCGUCGUACAACAUUUUCGACUGCUACUGGACAAAAUGGCCAAUACGGGUUUGACGUGGCAGGACGACACCACCCAGCAUGUUCUGGCCAAAGAACUCUCCAAAGUCAGGAAGAUUCCUCAUCGACUACCAAUGAGCGCCGCCGCCGGCAACAAGGACGGCAGGCCGGCGGCCGAGGCGAUGGACCCCGUAGAUCGGAGGCUGAAGCCGGUGAAGGCAGAGCUUAGCAGAAACUUGCAAAUGUACCUCCAGCGUCUCGGAAUUCUCCCGAAGGCGGGCGGCGGUGAAAGCCUGAGGAAGAGCGGUCAAGUCCAGUCAGACCUGUACAGCUCCAGGUCUGACCCGACGAGUACCAAGGCGUCUUCAUCCUUCAGAGUGAAGGAGAACCCAUCAGCGGAUCGGCUCCAAGUUGUCCUUAACAUCCUCAGGGUGCUUCUCGCCGCCCAUCCUGAUGCCUCAGCACGCCUCAGACCCGUCUACAGCCAGGGAAUAGAAGCUUCUGACCCCAGGAACUUCAAGUCCAGACCCAAAACUCCAGGGGGUCCUGCCAAGGAGCCUCUUACGUUAGUGGAUGAGAAGUUCAUCCAGAACGUUUUGAAGAACAUCGGCAGGCAACACCUGGACGUGGACAAUCUGACACCGCAUGACAUGGACCAGCUGUCAAACCUCAUCGUGGAUGCUUUGCAAGUGGUGGACAAAGACCGUACCGCAGACCGGGAUCAGGUCCGACCCGGGCCGAGAGACUUGGGAGAUGAGCUGAGUGACGGCAAGGAAGAAGAAAAGAAGGGAAAUAGCAGAGAUGAGGAGAAUGUGGCGGAAGCUUCAACUGUGAAGAUGACCUCUUCUGACCCACCUCAAGAAGUCCAAUCACCGACUAAUGACGACAAAGUGAAGGACGAGGCUGGUGGUGAAAAUGUUUUCAGCAAACUUCUGGCCUAUUUGGACCAAAGAGCUUCUUUCCCUUCCACAUCUUCUCCUCCUCACCGUCAGUCGGGUCUGGAGAACGUUCGUAGCCGCACCAGUGAGGUGGGCUUGUCAGUCCAAAAGAAGGACACCACACAGUCAGUGGAGGAGGUGUCAGAGGUGGCGGGCUGGGUGAAGGAGGUGGCCCCGCCACCGGCCGCCGUCAAAUACCAGGAAACGCGUCAGAAGAUGUCAGACGAACUCCAGCUGGAUGUCAAGGCCGCAGGGAAGGAGGCAGAUGACGUCUUUGGAUAUGUCAUCACGGACACGGACGGUCUUCAGACGGACCAAGGUCUGCACAUGAUGGAGAUCCUGGCUCGCAUGGCCAGAAUCCAAAUCACCGACUUUGCCGAGUUGUCGGUGGUGGGCCCUGCUGUGACGUUCAAAGUGAGCCCCAACCGGCAAAAUGUCAGCACAGCGUACGUGGCACGAGUGGCCGUGGAACAGAAAGCGUCGCUGGAGAAGGAAGCCAAGCUCCGCAUCCUGGAGGCGGGAGUUGCAGAUGGCAGCGAGAUCUCGGCGAUCCCAGGCAAGUACAGCCAGGCCGAGUCCACCAAGUUCCUGGCCCUGACGGUGGCGUCCAUCUUGUGCAUCGCCGGCGUGCUGCUGGCGUCGAGCGUGCUUUAUUGCCUGCGGCACAGGUCGCACCACAAACUCAAGGAGAAACUCAGCAACUUGGGAACGGACGCCGGACAAGAUGCCACCGCCACCUACCAGGAGCUCUGCCGUCAACGCAUGGCGGUCAAGCCGCCGGCGGAUCGUGCGGAACCGACGUCGUCCAGGAUCAACAGCGUGUCUUCGCAGUACAGCGACGGCGGCGGCGGGGGCGCUUCAGCCGUCAGCCCGUCGGCCCGAAGCAGCCUCUCGUCCUGGAGCGAGGAGCCCGCACAACCCAACAUGGACAUCUCCACCGGCCACAUGAUCCUGUCGUACAUGGAGGACCACCUGAAGAACAAGAACCGCUUGGAGAAGGAAUGGGAGGCGCUUUGUGCCUAUCAAGCCGAGCCCAACGCCUGCACGGUUGGCCUGAAGGAUGGCAACGCGAAGAAGAACCGAUCGCUCGCCGUGGUGGCCUAUGAUCAUUGCCGCAUCACCUUGCGACUGGAGAACAGCCAAGGCAACUCGGACUACAUCAACGCCAGCCCCAUUAUGGACCAUGACCCUCGUAACCCCGCCUACAUCGCCACGCAAGGCCCGUUGCCAUCCACCGUGGCCGACUUCUGGCAGAUGGUUUGGGAGAACGGCUGCGUGGUGAUCGUCAUGCUGACGCCGCUGGUGGAAAACGGCGUGAAACAGUGCUACCAUUACUGGCCUGAUGAGGGCUCCAAUCUCUACCACAUCUACGAGGUUAACCUGGUGUCGGAGCACAUCUGGUGCGAUGACUUCCUGGUACGUAGCUUCUACCUGAAGAACAUGCAGACCAACGAGACGCGUACAGUCACGCAGUUCCACUUCCUGACCUGGCUCAACCAGAACGUACCCGAGACCAGUCGCACCCUCCUGGACUUCCGCAGGAAGGUGAACAAGUGUUACCGUGGACGCGCUUGCCCAAUCAUCGUGCACUGCAGUGACGGCGCCGGCCGAAGCGGGACGUACAUCCUGAUCGACAUGGUCCUCAACCGGAUGGCAAAAGGCGCCAAGGAGAUGGACAUGGCGGCCACGCUGGAGCACCUGCGAGACCAACGACCCGACAUGGUGCAGACCAAGGAUCAGUUUGCGUUUGCGUUGACGACAGUGGCCGAAGAAGUCAAUGCCAUCCUCAAAGCGCUUCCUUAGUAGGAAGCAGCGAUCCGGCAACUCAGCCAGCCAGUCAGCGAGCCAUCCUGCUCCUGUUGUUCUUGGCCGCUUUGCCGUCUGACGUGCAUUCUUCUUCUUCCCCCUCGUCAUGAUUCCAAUGAAAAGGUUAUUUUUUUUUCAUUUUAACUCUGUCAUUGCCAUCGACGGCAAAGAUCCAUUUUUACCGGGCUGGCAGUGAAUGAGUUGAAUACCCUGAAAACAAAAUGUAUUUCUGUAGCUUGAAGAUUUUCCUCUCCUCAUAUCUGACGUGAUGUUCAUUUUGUUUCUCUUCGUGACCUCCCCCGAGGCACAAAUUGAGUUUUGAAAUGAAUAGAACGCACGGGGAGUUUUACAUACACGAUUUACAGCGGCAUCUCGACUUGCGAAUUUUUUUGCUUUGGGUUCGGAACCAAAAUUUGAACAGUCCAAUGGUCCAAAACACAAAUGCAAAAUGAAAACACUCGCAAGGAGCUUGUGUAGGCCACAGCUCAAAUGUAGACGCUGACUCUCUAGGCCACGCCCCUUAAAGGCACACAGCCAACAUGUCAGAACUGUCAUUUAUUUACAUUGUUUUUUUUUUUUAAUGCGUUUUGUACAAUAUGCCCAUGCAUAUAACAAACAUAACAAAGCGCAGCUGUAACAUAACAAUACAACAGAGCAUAUAACAUAAAACAUCGACAAUCCUAACAGCUAUUCCUGCCUCCUACGCCUUGAAGCGGUUAUAGAUGAAAGCGGAGAGAAUCAUUCUCCUUUCACCAGUGCUCCCCGAGACGCCGUCAUCACACCAGGCAUGACGUUACGCACGUCCGCUACAAGCAAAGAAAGUAAGAAGAAAGUAAACGAGAGCUGCAGCGCCCAUUGACCCACACAGAGAUCGGUUCAGUUCUCCUGUCCCAACAUAACCAAAAAUUUGACACCGAAUGAUCAACCACGUGAUCACGCUUCAGAAUUUUUAAUACUCUCACACUUUUGUUGUACCGUUGUAUUUAUUUAUUUAUUUUACGUGUCAGAUUUUUCCCAUAAGGUUUCAAUUUUGUUUUCUCAUUGUCAAUUUUUUGAAAUCUUUUUUUUUUUUUGUAGCUCUGGAACUCAUUUUCGAGUUUUUCCGUGGAUCUCACCCGACUUUUCACGCAAAAUCAAUUCAUUAUUCACCUGUAGUAGUAAGUAGUGCUGCUCGAUUUUGUUGGAUGAAUAUUUGUUGAAUGCAGACUUAGUACCACAGGCGUCGUCUUUUGAAGGUUUUCGAGUUCAAAGUGUAUCCCGAUUUUUGUUUGUUUUGGGCUCAACACCAAAGGCAGGACCUCGCCCGGUGAGUGACGUGGGAGUCGGGGAAUGAGAGUUGGCUGUUGUGAGCUGGUGUUCAGUGGUGUUUACCAAAUUUGGCCAAAAAGCAAAAAAAGUCUGCGAGAUAAAACGAGAUGAAGCCGUUGUAUCAUCGGUGUGCGUCAAGGUAGCGCAGUACGAUGUUUUCAUGUAUAAUAACAAAAGGAGAUGAUGAUCUAUGUAGCAUUUAGGGUCGACGCCGCGCCAGUCAUCCCCAAUGUGUUUCUAUUUAUUUAUUUCAUUUCUUUUUUAGGUAUUGUGGUUUCGAUGGGCUGUCUUCACUUCCAGACACACAAAUGUUUUUUAACCACGAUAGUUGUGCAAAAAUUAAUGUGGUAGCUGUGCAAGCGUCAAAUCAAUACCAGUUGUCAGCAUGAGACGCUUUUUUUUUAGGUUGUGUGAAGUGAAGAUAAAAAUUAGGGCCCGACCGAUUUAGCCUCAUUUCAUUAAUAGGCAGAUAGGAUCCGAAAAACGUUUUCUGUUCUGCCUGUAAUCAAUAAUCUUAUUGUUGUAAACAUUAAACAAGCAAAAAAAAAAAAAGUGAAUUUAUUGAUCUUUUUUUUUUUUUUUUUGAGUCAGUCAUAGGAAUUCUCUGACGGUAAACGUGGGAAUCCAUUUUGGUCGGGCCCGAAUUCGAUAUGCCCGUCCAGGCUUCGUCAUGGCUUCAUUUACGACCUGAGAAAAUCCAGUUUGUGGUAUUCCUUGCAAUUGUUUGCUGUGUUAGCCACGUGAUUGCCAUCUUGCCGAGUGCUUUUCUUUCAGCUUGCCUUCUUUCUCAGCAAACACGCAGACAGAUAGCAAUCGGCUACAACCGGGACUCAAGGUUCAAUCCUUCAAUCAUUCUUUCGGUGGUUAUUUGAUUGUUGGCCGUGUGCUACGACGAGUACAAUUGUGCGUGCGCGCGCACGCAGAUGGCAUCAGCACAUUGUACAGAAAAGCAACGGGAGCUAUUUUGUUCGAUUGGUGUCAAUAAAGUUGUAUUGUAAAUGUCCUA